UAUGGCAAAGGAUCUUUUUAAAUGGACACCCAUGACGGAAGACCUGAGGCCUUCUCGCAAACCGGGAAAACGCAUUAAAAAGGCACAAACAAGGAAAAAAGUAGAAGCUUGGAUGAGUAGUGCUGAUAAAAAUGUUUCAUUGAACAAUUCAGUUGUUGAUCAGUUUGGUCCUGAUCAUCAAACUGACCAACAAUCCAACAACCAUGACACCAAUGAAGACGACAUUGACAUCUGGCUUAGAAAGGUGCGCAAAGCAGCAGAUGUUGCAGAAUCUGAUGUUAUCAAUGACUAUGCAGCAGAGAGUGCCCAUCACCCCCACACCAAAGGAGUCCCUGAUAGUGAUGUCAGUUCAAUGUUUGCUCAAAUUAUCUCUGACUACAUCCCCAAUUAUGACGAUAAAGAAGACCACAACACAUCAGAAGAGCCCACGUCAGCAUCCACACUUCCUCUAAAUGAUAGGUACGAUGCUGUUACUGAAGCAAAGAGCAUUCUCAACACGUGGUUACAGAAAAAAACAGAGAUCAACCACGAGGAGUUUCUGUUUGGUGAUGAGAAGUACGAAGUGAUGGGAACUGUUUCACCGUCUUCAAAGCACGAUUUAACUUCAGAACUGUUAGAUUGUGAAGAGGAUGACGUGGCAAUAGCUCUCCAGCGUCUCAGGUCAGCUCCAGUCGAACAGAAAGUCAUCAAGAAGUUGACAGCAGUGAAGAAAGUGAAAAAUCCGGCAUUAUCAAUUGCAGCUAGGCAGGAACAGGCAAAGGAACGACGACGAAAAAUGGAGGAAGAGCGCUCACAAAAAUUAAAAGAAGCAGCCGAGAGAAAAGCUGCACGGGCAGCCGCAGAAAUUGCAUUGCAGGAGGAGCGUUCAAGAAAAGAAAGAGAGGAGAAAUUAGAAGAAGAUAAAAUUCAAGUAGAGAUGGUCGCUUUGAGGAAGAAAAUCAGAGAAGAACAGCAGGAGAAGCUUGUUAUAUACGAGAAGAAAAAAGAGAAGCAGACAGAGUCAUAUAAAGCAGAACUAGCAGCAGAGUACAGACAAGUUGUAAUGCAGAAUGCAGAGGAAGAGGUAAAAAGGAAAAGGAUUCUUGCAACGAGGCAUAUUUUAUUGAAACAACUUCAAGAGGCGGAGAGAAAGGAAAUGAAGGAGAGAUAUUCGAUGUUACAGCGAACAUUUACCAAAUGGAGAGAAGCCACACUGGAUGGCAGAGUGAUCUACAACAAAGCAGUCGCUCUCCACGAGUGGAAAAGUCAGGUAAGAGCGUGGCGCCAGUGGCGGUCAUACUGCCGGUUAAAACAAGAAAAGAGAGAUGAGAAAGUGAGGGAAGCUAUGUUUAGAGAAAACAAGAAAGUGAGAAUAGCUGAUGUUCACUACCAGAAGUCUCACUUGCGCUACUACUUCAAAUACUGGCAGUACUGGCAUCGAACACGUGUUCAAGAAAAGAGAGAAGAGAAAGAUGAUUUAAGGAGGAAACAGCUUAUGGAGCAGUGUCUUGCAGCUGCAGUGGAAGUUUCCAGAAACACCUCAGCCACCACGAACGCCUCAGUCACCAGAAACGCCUCAGCCACCAAAGACGAUUGUCCCAAAAUUCCCAACAACCCAACUAUGAAACCGAAUUACGACGGUGCAAAGUACUCAAAGAAAAAGAAGUUGGGUAUUAACUUUGCUGGGCGGGGAUCAAAGUCAGGGAAUAAUAAUGUAGAAGCACAAGAAAAUACAGAAAGGGUUGGAGUUGAAAGAGAAUCUAUAAUGGCAGCUCGUAAAGAUGUACUGCACAAAUCAGGUCCUGUGUCAGUUCCAGUUCACAAUCCUUGGGACAGUCCUGUUAGGCCUUUAAUAUCUUCAAACAACAGCAGAACAGUCGGAAUUGAUAAAGCUAAGGAGAACAAAAUUCCUGUGGCUCUUAGAGGAAUGGAGGAAAGGGCAAGGCAGCGAGCUAUGAGAAGACAGGAAAUAGAAAACCGGAAGGUAGAAAAGAAGCAAGAAGCGGAGAGAUUUAAGAUCGAGGAAGAGAAGAGAAGGGCUGAGGAAGAGGAACAGAAACGCCAAGUGGAGAAAGAGCAAAGAUUGAAGGAGAUAGCUGAAGCGAGGGAAAGGGAACGAGCAAGGUUACAGGAGAUACAAGCGAUGAAGGACAAAACGUUGACAGCUAUUAAUCACUAUCAUGUGAAGUUAAAAGUGAAAUAUGUUUUAAAUCCCCUCAAGAGACUUUGUCAAAAGCUUAAAGACGAGGAAGGUGAAGCUGCCAGGCACUAUGAUACAACGUGUGUCGCCUCCCAUUGGAAGGUCUGGAAACAGCACCUGGAAAUUAAGAUAAUUGAGAAAGAAGAGAGGGCUACUCAGUUUUACAGAAAUCUCAUUUUGAGACAAACCCUCCGAUCCAUGAAAAGGGCACUGACGUUACAAGAAUCGUACCAGCGGAUAUCUGACCGACACUAUUCGCGCUCGUUACGAGUACGAGUUCUGUGGUCCUGGCAGGAAGGCGCGAAGACGUGCGUAGAGGAGAGGGGAGGGUUGGAAAUCCGUGCUGUUCAGCUCGAUCGAAAGAUAACCCUGAGAAACCACCUGCUCUUCUGGCACCGACUUACACCCCAGCUGGUGCGAGAACGAGAGGCUGAUGUAAGGAAGAACAGGAUGCGAAGCAUGGUGGCGGAACUUUUACCUGACUUCGCUCCGUCGGGAAGCUACUAAUCAGAUCAUUAGAUAAUUAGUUGAUAAUUAGAUAAUUGGCUGUGAUUAAUUCCGGCGUCAGAAAUGCUGAUGUCAGUCAAUUAUAUGAUUAGAGAACAAGUACUGACGAACAUUGAUGUCAGAAGGUCAGGAUCGCUAAAUACUUACGUUAACUGGGCUGAUGAACAGUUCGAAUUGACGAUAAUGUCCGAUGAAUAUUUUUUGUAGAUAAUAUUAGAGUUUUCUGUUAUCACUGUAAGAGUGUUAUCUCACUGCAAUAUUUGUUGUUCUUGAUGUGUUUUUUAAAAGUUUUUGGUGUAAAUACAUUUUAUUUUGAAUUAUGAUACGAUAUUUAAUUCUAUCCUUUUAUUAGUUGAAUUUCUGCUCUGGAUUUUGCAGCGCACCAAACUCGCUGCUCAUAAUAAUUCUCCCGAUAAUAUCUCUAAACAGUUUCUAUCUAGAUUGCAAUCUAUUAGU
Messenger RNA from Bolinopsis microptera, 3142 nucleotides. Its product is annotated as coiled-coil domain-containing protein 191-like. The record is from RefSeq and is a predicted model, not a curated record. The transcript is spliced from 17 exons. The coding region runs from base 2 to 2686 and encodes 894 amino acids. Lineage: Eukaryota; Metazoa; Ctenophora; Tentaculata; Lobata; Bolinopsidae.